AUGAGCACCGACGCAUCCCUAAGGACGUUCUUCUCGUCCAAAAAUUUUGCCGUCGUUGGCGCAAGCUCAAACACGGCCAAGUUUGGUCACAAGAUCUUCGCCUGGUAUCUCCACCACGACAUCCAGGCCAUCCCAAUCAACCCAGCCGCGCCCUCCAUCGCCGUGCCAUCCCUCCCGGACGCCGCAGGCAAGCCCUCAGAGAUCCCAACUGUCAAGUCUCUCUCGGCCCUGCCCGACCCCAAGGAGACCUCCGUGUCCAUAAUCACCCCUCCCCCGGUCACCCUGAAGGUGCUCGAGGAGGCCAAGAAGCUAGGAAUCCCAGCCGUGUUCCUGCAACCCGGCACCUUCGACGACGAGGUCCUGAAGUACGCUCGCGAGGGCGAGGGCGAGGAUGCCGGCGCCCAGGCCGACGGCCAGGGGUUCAAGGCCGUCGUGGCUGGCUUCGGCGGCGGCACCGUCGGCAGCGAGGGAUGGUGCGUGCUUGUCGACGGCGAGAGGGGUCUGAAAACGGCGGGUAAGCUGUAG
This is a messenger RNA of Diaporthe amygdali, 525 nucleotides long. RefSeq names its product binding domain-containing protein. The record is from RefSeq and is a predicted model, not a curated record. NCBI's taxonomy places the organism in Eukaryota, Fungi, Ascomycota, Sordariomycetes, Diaporthales, Diaporthaceae. Bases 1 to 525 code for a protein of 174 amino acids. The transcript is spliced from 3 exons.